Messenger RNA from Gastrolobium bilobum, 1287 nucleotides. RefSeq lists its product as uncharacterized. The transcript has a single exon. Gene Ontology annotation, molecular function: catalytic activity. The record is from RefSeq and is a predicted model, not a curated record. The coding region runs from base 1 to 1287 and encodes 428 amino acids. Lineage: Eukaryota; Viridiplantae; Streptophyta; Magnoliopsida; Fabales; Fabaceae.
AUGAAUGUCCUAAUAUGGAAUACUCGAGGGGCUGCCAAGAAAGAUUUUCGUAGUACUCUUAAGUCCAUGGUCAGGAAAAAUUCUGCUGAUAUUGUUGUUCUUCUUGAAACCAAAACUCAAAGCGAGGUGUGCAAAAAAUUAAUGAAGAAGUUGGGAUUUGAUAGCCUUUUAGUUCAAGAAGCUCAGGGUUUUGCAGGGGGUAUUUGGUUAAUGUGGCAUAGUUCAAAGGUGGAUAUAGCUCUUCUAUCCAAGUCAGUUCAAUUUAUUCAUUGUAGAGUCUCUCUUCCUACAGGUAAUUCAUUUGAUUUCACUGCUAUUUAUGCUAGUCCUUCUCAAAAUGUUAGAAAUAAUAUUUGGGAGGAUCUUAGAAAACUUAGUGAAACUAUGAAUAGACCGUGGCUGUUGGGUGGUGAUUUUAAUGAAAUAGCUUACACUAAUGAGAAGAUAGGGGGUGUUCCAGCUGACCCAACCAAGUGUGCUAAUUUUUCUUCUGUGCUUGAAGAUUGUCAGGUGAUAGAUUUGGGCUAUGAUGGUCCUCUAUUCACCUGGCAAGGUCCUAAAUGGACCAUUUUGAGAAGAAUUUUUAAACGGCUUGAUAGAGUUGUAGUGAAUUUGGAGUGGAGAAUGAUGUUUGAUGAUGCUAGAGUGUCUUCCCUUCCUCGGAUAUUAUCUGAUCAUAAUCCUCUAUUAAUAAAGUUAUUUGAAAAUUUAGAUGAGAAAGGUAAAAAGCCAUUUAGAUUUUUUGUAGCCUGGCAGGAACAUCAAGCUUUUAAUAGCUUUAUCCGGGCCAAGUGGGACUCUGAUUUUGAUUUUCCAUAUAUGCUACAAAGAUUGGUGCCUGAACUGAGAAUAUGGAAUAAGAAAGUUUUUGGGGAUAUUGAUAGAAAGAAAAAUAGUAUUAUUCAAAAAAUUGCCAACAUCCAGAACAACCGUACUCAAAAUGAUUCUCAAGCUCUGUUGAAUUUGGAGAAUGAUUAUCAGAGAAUGCUUAUUAAUGUUCUUCGUGAAGAGGAACUUUUUUGGUUUCAAGAGUCUAGGAAGAAAUGGAUUGCGGAUGGAGAUAGAAAUACUCGUUUCUAUCAUCUCAGUACGGUUGUCAGAAGGAAUUCGAAUAAAAUAUUCAAGCUUAAAAAUGAUGGAGAGGCUUGGAUUUCAGAUCCUGAGGAACUCAAAAACAUGGCUUGCAAUUUCUUCAAAACUCUUUUUACUGAAGACUUAUGUGACAAAAGGUGGAUUUCUUCAGGAAACCUUUGGCAUGAUCUUCUAGAGCGGGAAAGGAUUCUUUAA